AUGAGCUCACGCCGUGCGCCUCCGCCAGUGCCCAAGAACGUGCCGGGCGAGGGUCCCUCGUCGCCACGGCCGGUGCCUCCGGCCCGUCCCCGGGUAGUUCCUCGCUCGUCGACCGCCGCAGGUGCUGCUCCUCCGUCACCGCGGCCUGCCGUGGUGCCGCGGUCUUCGACGGUCGACACUACCAGUUCCGGGCCGGAGCUCCCGGCUCGUGGUGCGUCAUCAAAGCCCAAGCCUGCACCGCGCCCGCGCCCCGCUCCGCGUCCGCGGCCAGCCGCUCGUGCACCGCCGCCGCCGCCGGCGUCGCCUCCGCCCGCAGGCGAUGCCCAGCCGCCGCCCACCGACGCCGAUGGUGUCUUGGUCUACCCGGCGCUUCCACCGCCGUACGUCAAGCCGGCGCCUGGAACGCCCGACGCCGAAAACAAGCCGCGCAAGCCGUCGCUCGCGCCGCGGCCCCACAUGCGGCUCUCUAACGUGCUCAAGACAGUCGAGCGCGACGUCCUUGUCCAGCAGUGGCAUGCUUCUGAGGUUGAUGCGCCCGACGGCGCCGGCCUUGCUCGGGCCCGCAUCGCCCAUCUCACAGUCCCGCCCAUCGGUGCCGAGAUUGACCCGCUCAUGGCCAAGUGGCAGGUCUCAUCCAUCUACCUCUCGGGCUGGCUGUGGAAGUCGAACAAGGACGGCAAGCGGUGGAAGCGCAGGUACUUUGUGCUCUCGGCUCCGAUGAUGUCGUACCAUGUCGACGAGUCUUGCAAGACCAAGAAGGGCGACAUCAUCGUCAACAACACCUCGACCGUCGUCGUCGAGCACCCGACCGCCGCUGGUGCCAAGCGCGACAACCUCUUUGCUCUGGCCACUCCGUCGCGGACCUGGCUCUUUGCUGCCGAGUCCCCGCUCGAGCGUGGCCGCUGGCUCGGCGCCCUCUCCGCCAUGGCCCACGGUGUCGAGGCCGAGAUGAAGGUCUCGCUCGCCUCGGGCACGAGCGGCAAGCAGGCCAAGCCGUCCAAGAGCUCCGGGAGCGGUAAGGAGAGCUCGUCAGGCCCCGUUGCUCUGAGCCCGUCUGGCGCGGCCGCGGCCUCGGCUGCUUCCAGCGCUGUUACCAGCGAGCCACCCGUCCUCCGUGCUUCGCCGUUCUCCCCGCUCGUCGCUGCCAUUGUCAACAUCAACCGGAGCAACGUCGCCUCACUCAUCAUCAACUACAACUCGAUCGAGCCGCGGGCGACCACCCGUACCCUACGCGGCUCAGCGCUCGUGGCUGUCACCCCUAUUGGCGCCUCGGGAUCGACCUCGCUCGCCCGCCACCCGCCGCUCAUCCACCAGGUUGUGGCUGUCCAGUCGACGGCGCUGCCGAGCGACGAAGCCGCCUUUACCGAGUCUGCCGACGCGGCCUCGCAGCACUCUCGCUCGCUGCUCAUGGGUCUACAGAACCUCCAGGUCAAGGACUCGGACCACUCGGGCGUGACUGCCAACCUCAAGCUCCGCUAUCUGCUCAUCUUUGACGAUGUUGUUGUCCUCGCGCGCCCUGAUGGAGUCGUUCUCGCCGACGUCGGCGCUCUUGGUCACGCCGCCGUCGCCUCGUCGGAUGCGGCCUUUCUCUCGACCUCGUCGCCAGGCGGCCGCGUCCUCAAGCAGGACCGGAUCAACAUUGUCGUUCUCGGCGCUCGUCGCUCCGGCAAAUCCUCGCUCAUCUCCUCAUUUGCUCUCGGCAAGCCGACCCACGAGCUCCUUGCACCGUCGACGCCGGGCGAGCCGACCCUUGUGCGGACUGUCGAGUUCUCGCGACCGACCACGCUCGCUGGCAUGUCACUCCAAGUCAAGUACGCGUUUCACAUUCUCGAUCCUGAGGCCAUGGAGACAUCAUCGCUUGUUCCGCGCCUCCUCGCCGAGGCCCAUGGCUACGUCCUCGUGUACUCGCUCACCAAGGCCUCGUCGUUCAACGCACUGCCGGGCUUCAAGUCGCAAAUCGAGUCUGCGCUCGCCGCCGCGGCACCGCGCAAGAUGCGUAGCGGCCAGCGCGAGGCGCUCCGCAUUGCCUCGCUCCCGGUUGUCAUCACUGCCACCCGCUCCGACCUCGAGAGCGAGCGCCAGGUCUCGCUUGCGGACGGCCUGUGCGUUUCCAAGACUUGGGGCUGUCCUCUGGUGGAACUCUCAUCAGACUCGGGAAAGAACGUCGACGCCGCACUCGGCAUCAUCCUUCGCUCGGCCUCGCUCUUGGCCGACUCGGUCUAUCCGGGCGUCCUGGCCCAACUCGAUGGUACGCUCGACAUGGUCGACAUCCUCACCCGCGCCAAGCUCCUCACCGUCUUUCAGUCAGCGGCCAAAGUCGAGGCCAUGGUUGACGUGUUCGAGAACACAAACCGGGCCUCGCACCUCGCCUCCAAGAAGCAGUCUGCCAUCGGGACGCUGGCGACCUCACUCGCCGCGUUCUCGCGCGGCCUCGAGGUUCUCUCGUCCGGGGUCCUCGGCCCGUUAGUCUCGGCCGUCGGGCCGAACCCCGAUCUUCAGCCGCUGGCUAUCGCUCUUGCCGAUGCCAACACUCGCGCUACCACCAUUGUCGCCCGCUGGCAGGACUCACUCUCGGCGCUCGCCCGCUUUGUGCCGCUCCCGUGCACCUCGGCCUCGCUCGCCACCGUCGACGUUGUCACCGCAUGCCAGGCGCUCAAGGUCGCCUUCUCUGCCAUGCUCUCACACCUUGACCCCGACUCGGCGCAGGGACUGAUCUCGCUCGACGAGACCUUCCACGCCGUCGACGUCGAGCUCAGCACCGCGCCCGACUCUGUGGUAGCACAGUUCAACGAGCUUGUCGCCGCCACCAAUGACCUGCUCCCGCUCUCGGCGCCUGAUCAAGAGCCGCCGCUCCAGCUUGCCUGCGUCCCGCUCGAACACCUGGCUUCGGUCUCGCAGCUCGCGUCGUCGUUAGCGUCGCUAGCAAUCGUUGACAUGCCCGAGUUUGCUUCCGUCGCCUCGCGCAUCUCGGGCCAGCAUGCCGCCCUUGUCGCAGCAGCGUCGGCUCGCGCACUGUCGUCGGCAGUCGUCACCGACGACGCGCCUGAUGCCGACGCACUCGCCUCAGCCGACCUAGAGUGCGGCUACUCGGACGGCGACGGUGGCAGUGGCGGCGACGGCGAUGGUGGCGACGACCACGGCGCCAACGACGAGUUCAUCUGGUCGAGCGACGUGGUUACUGUGAGUGCGCCGGACAGCCGCGACGAGCACGCCCGGACUGCGCCGUCACGAGUCCGGCCCAAGCCGCCACCGCGCCCGCGCCUCUCAGUCGACGAAGUGCUCGUCAAGCCGAGUGCUACCGCGCCGUCACCGGCGCCGGCGACUGGCUUUUUGCAGGUUGCCCACGCUCGUGGGCGGCGCACCUCGUCGAUCUCCAACUCGGCGUGGGAAGUCCUAGACAUGGUCAUGCCCAAGUCGUUCUCCGACAGUCUCCGCCAAGAAGUCCGCUCUGCCAUCGCAACGGGCCGUGCCGACGCCGCCCGCAUCCGCUACGGUGAGAGCUGCGAGUCGGACGACGAUGACGACGACGACGAGGGCGGCAAGUCCACCCCUCGUGAUGCCCGUCGCUACUCGAGCAACAAUCUUGGCGUCGUCGGCGGUCUCGCCGUCACCAUCGACGCUUGCCUCAGCGAGAUCCAGCGGCUCCACGGAGAGCUUGAGCUUGCUCGUGCCCGGUCAAGAUGA
Messenger RNA from Thecamonas trahens ATCC 50062, 3684 nucleotides. RefSeq lists its product as uncharacterized. Lineage: Eukaryota; Apusomonadida; Apusomonadidae. The record is from RefSeq and is a predicted model, not a curated record. Bases 1 to 3684 code for a protein of 1227 amino acids. Gene Ontology annotation, molecular function: GTPase activity; GTP binding; GDP binding. Gene Ontology annotation, cellular component: plasma membrane. The transcript has 2 exons. Gene Ontology annotation, biological process: signal transduction.